Messenger RNA from Cotesia glomerata, 2067 nucleotides. RefSeq names its product ATP synthase subunit beta, mitochondrial (gene ATPsynbeta). The record is from RefSeq and is a predicted model, not a curated record. Gene Ontology annotation, molecular function: ATP hydrolysis activity; ATP binding; proton-transporting ATP synthase activity, rotational mechanism. The transcript is spliced from 4 exons. NCBI's taxonomy places the organism in Eukaryota, Metazoa, Arthropoda, Insecta, Hymenoptera, Braconidae. The coding region runs from base 46 to 1605 and encodes 519 amino acids. Gene Ontology annotation, biological process: proton motive force-driven mitochondrial ATP synthesis; proton transmembrane transport.
AAAAAAAAUUCACUAUUCCGGUCGUUUUUCCUCAUUCAGCCGGCCAUGAUGUUGAAUGCUGUAACGAAAGCUGCCGCUGGAGCCCUUCGGGCCGUCAAACCCGCAUUAUUACAACCCGAAGUCGCUAAAGUUUCUGGAGUCCUCUCUGUAAACAGACGUGAAUAUGCAGCAGCCAAACCAGCGCCGAAAGCCGGCGCUGUUCAAGGGAGGGUAGUAGCUGUUAUUGGUGCCGUCGUCGACGUACAGUUCGACGAUGCUUUGCCACCAAUUUUGAACGCCUUGGAGGUCCAGAACCGUACACCCCGUCUGGUACUCGAGGUCGCUCAGCAUCUUGGAGAAAACACCGUCCGUACCAUUGCCAUGGACGGUACUGAGGGUUUGGUUCGUGGACAGCCUGUCAUGGACUCCGGCUACCCCAUUCGUAUUCCAGUAGGUGCUGAAACUCUAGGUCGUAUCAUCAAUGUCAUUGGAGAGCCCAUUGACGAGCGUGGUCCAGUUAACACCGACAAGUUGGCAGCCAUCCACGCUGAAGCUCCCGAGUUCGUGGACAUGUCCGUCGAGCAAGAGAUCUUGGUUACUGGAAUCAAGGUCGUAGACUUGUUGGCUCCUUACGCCAAGGGAGGAAAAAUUGGUCUCUUCGGUGGUGCUGGAGUAGGAAAAACCGUAUUAAUUAUGGAGCUGAUCAACAACAUCGCCAAAGCUCACGGAGGUUACUCAGUAUUCGCCGGUGUGGGAGAGCGAACCCGUGAGGGUAACGAUCUGUACCACGAGAUGAUUGAAACCGGAGUAAUUUCCCUGAAGGACAAGACAUCAAAGGUAGCGUUGGUGUACGGUCAGAUGAACGAGCCCCCCGGCGCGCGUGCCCGAGUCGCCUUGACCGGAUUGACCGUCGCCGAGUACUUCCGAGACCAGGAAGGUCAGGACGUGUUGCUCUUCAUCGACAACAUCUUCAGGUUCACCCAAGCCGGUUCUGAAGUAUCUGCCCUGCUGGGUCGUAUCCCCUCCGCCGUAGGAUACCAGCCAACCCUGGCCACUGACAUGGGUACCAUGCAGGAACGUAUCACCACCACCAAGAAGGGUUCCAUCACCUCAGUACAGGCCAUCUACGUACCUGCUGACGAUUUGACUGACCCUGCUCCCGCUACCACCUUCGCUCACUUGGACGCCACCACUGUGUUGUCCCGUGCCAUCGCUGAGCUGGGUAUCUACCCCGCUGUCGAUCCCCUCGACUCCACCUCCCGUAUCAUGGACCCCAACAUCAUUGGACCGGAGCACUACAACAUUGCUCGUGGUGUCCAGAAAAUCUUGCAGGACUACAAAUCCCUCCAGGAUAUUAUUGCUAUCUUGGGUAUGGAUGAAUUGUCUGAGGAAGACAAAUUAACUGUCGCGCGUGCUCGUAAGAUCCAGAGGUUCUUGUCUCAGCCUUUCCAGGUCGCUGAGGUAUUCACUGGACACCCUGGCAAAUUGGUACCACUUGCCGAAACCAUCAAAGGAUUCCAAAAGAUCUUAGCUGGAGAACUUGACCACUUCCCCGAGGUCGCAUUCUACAUGGUUGGACCCAUUGAAGAAGUCGCUGCCAAGGCAGAGACGCUCGCCAAAUCAUAAGAUGUUUAUUUAAUGAUAAUAAUAAUAAUUAAUAACACAUUAUUAUAAAUAAAUAAAUAAAUGAUUUAUGGUAAUAACGUCCAGCCUGUUGGACGUUAUGGCGAGAACCAAUUAAGUUAAUAAAUAAGUAAACAGUUGAACAAUUUUAAAAUUUUUAAUUUGAUCAUCUUAAUUCAAGAGCGGAUCUUCCUCAAAAAUCUUCUUCUGGUUCUCGGAAUGUAGUUGAACUUGUACCGUAGUUCAAUUAAGAAUUUUUUUUUAUUGCGGAAGAUUUUGAAGCUCUGAUUUAUUUUGUUUAUAAAAUUAAACUCAAUGUUAAAGUCCGUAUUAAAUAGAAAUGUUUUUACGAUUGUAAAAUUAUCAAUUAUUAAUAAUCAACCAUCGUCAGUACCAUUGUCAGUUCAUUAACUGAUAUUGUAUAUUAGUAAAAAACAAAUUAAUAAAAAAAAAAACUCAAAAAUA